This is a messenger RNA of Ilex paraguariensis (yerba mate), 338 nucleotides long. NCBI's taxonomy places the organism in Eukaryota, Viridiplantae, Streptophyta, Magnoliopsida, Aquifoliales, Aquifoliaceae. The record is from the annotation of a GenBank genome assembly.
CAGCCACAGCCAGACACCCAGGCACCCAACAGCCACAACGCCCAACGCCAACAGCCGCACCCAACACCAACGCCCUAGCACGUGCUCCCUUGCCAGCACGCCCUCGCCCUAUCCCUCUCCCUUUUGCAUCUUUGUCCUCGUCCACACACCCUAGCACCAACGCCCAAGCCUCGCCUGCACACCAACGCCCAAGUCUCGCCUGCACACCAACACCCAAGCCUCACCCACACACCAAUGUUUGCGCCUAUUGCUGCACCUCACUGUCGCUAGUGCCUAGGAGACCCAGCGUCGUUUUCUCCUCAACUUUUGCGCUCUCUCGCCCAUACUCGGCCUACUAA